Acipenser ruthenus (sterlet) is the source of this 5884-nucleotide messenger RNA. RefSeq names its product mitochondrial intermediate peptidase-like. Gene Ontology annotation, biological process: peptide metabolic process. NCBI's taxonomy places the organism in Eukaryota, Metazoa, Chordata, Actinopteri, Acipenseriformes, Acipenseridae. Gene Ontology annotation, cellular component: mitochondrion. The record is from RefSeq and is a predicted model, not a curated record. The coding region runs from base 443 to 2542 and encodes 699 amino acids. The transcript has 19 exons. Gene Ontology annotation, molecular function: metalloendopeptidase activity.
CCUCCAGAAAACGAAGAAACACGACACUUUCAACCAGGAAAUAAAAUACAAUAUUUUAUUAAAUAUAUAUAUCUAUUUAAACUCGUUGCUUUGUUUCUUUAUUUUUUCCCCUCAGAGUUGCGAAUAGUACAUUUGUGGUAAAACAAUAGGUUUCCAAUAUGUCUGCGUCCUGUGUCAGCAUUGCAAUGUGAAGCGUACUGUAAUCUGGUUUCUCAAGAGAGCAAAGAUUAGACCAGUCAGCGGGGUUACAUUGUCAUUUUAAAUUCCCCCGUGGCCACGACUGUCCAGGACAGAUUGAAACAGUUAUAUAACUGCAGUCGUUGUAAACAAGGUGUUGUGAUUUCAAUAGAAACGCAGAUUUGCUCAAGGAAGUUUUCAUUACAGGUCGUUAACAAUAGCGCUAACAGCACUAUUCAGAUUCUGGGAUUGCGCCUGAAGGACCAUGCUAGCAAGCAGGCGGGUUGUGUUCACUUUAAAACACUUCAGAUUAAAGGCUGUGUGCAGAAAUGUCACGACGUCGUGGUCGCCGGUGGAAGCUGCUUUCAAUGCAAGGCAACACAGAAAACUGGAUCUCCUUGGGAGAAAUGUGGGUCUGUUUAGAGUGCCGGAGCUGACCUCCCCGGCAGGGUUUGAGAAAGCCCAGGAGAAAGCUCUGGAGGAAACCCAGCAGCUGGUGCAAAGAGCAUGUACCAUCUCCCCGGGACCGCAGACUGUGCAAACAUUCGACCAGCUCUCGGACAGUUUGUGCAGAGUUGCUGACUUGGCAGAUUUUGUUAAAGUGGCACACCCAGACCCUGCAUUCCGAGAAGCAGCGGAGAAAACCUGCAUAGAGAUCGGCACUGCGGUGGAGAAGCUGAACACUAAUGUAGACCUCUGUAAGAGUCUGAAGGACCUGCUGGACAACAAAGAUGUUAUGGAUUCCUUGGACCCAGAAACAAGGAGGGUGGCUGAGCUUUUUAUGUUUGAUUUUGAGAUCAGUGGAAUUCAUCUGGACAAAGACAAGCGUAAAAGGGCAGUCGACCUGAAUGUUAAACUCUUGGAUCUAAAUAAUGAGUUUCUGGUGGGCUCUCACCUCCCAAACAGAAUUGAUAAAAAAGCUUUACCAGAUCACAUACGCCACUGCUUCGCACUCGACGGAAACUACAUACAGAUCGGCGGGCUGCACGCAGACGCACCGGACGACUUGGUGCGGGAAGCUGCUUACAAGAUCUUCCUGUACCCGAACCCGGAGCAGCUGAGCUGCCUGGACGAGCUGCUGAGCUGCAGGCGUGAGCUGGCACAGCUGGUGGGGUAUCGCUCCUUUGCACACAGAGCCUUGCAGGGAACCAUGGCUAAAACCCCAGAGACUGUAAUGGAGUUUCUUGAAUUGCUGUCUGAAAAGCUUACGGACAGAGCAGCGAAGGACUUUGGCAUGAUGAGGGACAUGAAGAUGAAACUGAAUCCAGAAAAUGCAGAACUCAUGCCUUGGGAUCAUCCAUACUACAGCGGAGUCCUGCGUGCCGAGAGGUAUAACAUUGAACCCAGCCUGUACAGCCCCUUCUUCUCGCUGGGAGCCUGUAUGGAAGGAUUGAACAUGCUAUUCAGCCAGCUCCUGGGUGUGUCUUUCCAAGCCGAGCAGCCUGAGAGAGGGGAGGUGUGGUGCGAGGAUGUUCGGAAGCUGGCUGUUGUCCAUGAAUCCGAGGGAUUGCUGGGGUACAUCUACUGUGACUUCUUCCACAGGCUUGACAAACCUCACCAGGAUUGCCAUUUCACGAUCCGCGGAGGGCGAUUGAAGGAGGACGGGGAGUACCAGCUCCCCGUGGUGGUCCUCAUGCUGAGUCUGCCUCACCCGACGAAGAACUGUCCCACACUGCUGACUCCCGGCAUGAUGGAGAACCUCUUCCAUGAAAUGGGGCACGCCAUGCAUUCCAUGCUGGGCAGGACCCGCUAUCAACAUGUGACAGGAACCAGAUGCCCCACAGACUUUGCAGAGGUCCCUUCCAUUCUGAUGGAAUAUUUUGCAAGUGACUAUCGGGUGGUGAAUCAGUUUGCAAGACACUAUAAGACAGGACAGCCACUUCCCAAAAGCAUGGUUUCUCGCUUAUGCGAGUCCAAGAAAGUGUGCGCUGCUGCCGACACCCAGCUCCAGGUUUUCUAUGCAGUCCUGGAUCAGAUCUACCAUGGGCAACCCCAUCAAAGCAAAUCAACCACCGAGAUUCUUCAGGAAACCCAGGCGCUAUUUUACGGCUUGUCGUACGUUCCUAAUACAGCAUGGCAGCUCCGGUUCAGCCACCUCAUUGGAUACGGUGCCAAGUACUACUCAUACCUAAUGUCUCGGGCUGUGGCCUCUAUGGUGUGGAAACAGAGCUUCAUGAAGGAUCCCUUUGACAGGGUAAUGGGAGAGCGAUACCGCAGCGAGAUGCUGGCACAUGGUGGAGGAAAGGAACCCAUGCUCAUGGUUAAAGGCAUGCUCCAGCAGACCCCCUCGACUGCCGAAUUUGUGGAUGCCUUGGUGUCGGACUUGGACCCUGAUUUUGAAAGCUUCCUCAUGGAUUCCGAGUGAAUGGAUUUUCACGCACCCUUACCUUGAGCUGCCCUCCGUAUCAAAUGAAAUCCUUAACAAUCACGCAUUGCCCAUGGCAGGGAAGUUAGGCUUCCCACUGUCAUUCAGACUGGCCAGUACUUUCCUUUUCCACAAUUUAAAUUCAUAGAAAUAAUAAUGAUAAUUUAUAAGCGUUUCCCAUGGAACCACCGGCAUCUUUUUAAAAACGUCUGCCAUAAAAAGACUAUCAUAAUAACACUGUGCUCUGCUCUAGGACUGAGAAUUGCAAUUAACAUGUGACUAUUGUUCUACAAUAUUAGUGUUGCCUUGUCUGCAUAUGGGGGUCAAGGCAAACCUUUUCCAGUUGAGACCCUCUUAAUUGAUGUAAAUUGGUUAUUACAGCGAUGGCAAUACGACUCCUAUUGUAUAGCAGUUAGAUCCAUUCCUGGUCUUACUAGGAGUUUAAUAAGACACACCUGAGCUGGUUACCUAUAUACUGUGGCUAAUCAAGCUCAUAUUAAAACCUGUGAUGGGUGGAACUGCUGUGCAACUGGAGUCAUAUUGCCAUCCCUGUAAAAAGAAAAUUACUUCAAUUAAGAGGGUCUCAACUAGAAAAGAAUGUUAUCGCUGGCAUGGACUAGUUGGCUGGGCAGUUUAGUGAAAUGUUAUCUGAAACCUUGUUUGCAAUCUUUUCCCACAUGAGAUUGUGAAGUUUGUCACAAACAUCCAGCCAGCCAAGUGUAUGGAUAUUGAUUUCAGAGUGACCUAACCAUCUUCACACAGAGCUCAUGAAAGGUGCGGCACCUCACAGCUAGCUUGUUUCUCGUGGUAGUACAGUAGCUGCAGUGUAUGGAUAUUGAUUUCAGAGUGACCUAACCGUCUUCACACAGAGCUCAUGAAAGGUGCGGCACCUCACAGCUAGCUUGUUUCUCGUGGUAGUACAGUAGUUGCAGUGUAUGGAUAUUGAUUUCAGAGUGACCUAACCAUCUUCACACAGAGCUCAUGAAAGGUGCGGCACCUCACAGCUAGCUUGUUUCUCGUGGUAGUACAGUAGCUGCAGUGUAUGGAUAUUGAUUUCAGAGUGACCUAACCGUCUUCACACAGAGCUCAUGAAAGGUGCGGCACCUCACAGCUAGCUUGUUUCUCGUGGUAGUACAGUAGCUGCAGUGCAUGGAUAUUGAUUUCAGAGUGACCUAACCAUCUUCACACAGAGCUCAUGAAAGGUGCGGCACCUCACAGCUAGCUUGUUUCUCGUGGUAGUACAGUAGCUGCAGUGUAUGGAUAUUGAUUUCAGAGUGACCUAACCAUCUUCACACAGAGCUCAUGAAAGGUGCGGCACCUCACAGGCAGCUUGUUUCUUGCACCUUGUAUACGCCUCUCUUUUUUCACAGCUUGACCUGGUUUCUUUUUUUUUAUGAAGUUAUGGAUGACAUACCUACUCAGAACCAUCAUAACUUCAAAAGGGUCAUUGUCACAAAUGCUCUGUUGCUAUCUUGGGGAAGCUUUAUUCAAUAAAUUCGAUGUCCAGCAGUUGGUCGUCAAGGGAAACGUGUUGGUAUGAGGCCCGGAUCAAUAAUCAAAUGGCAUGUAUCUAAAGAAAGAUGAUCUCUGUUUACUCUGACCAGUAUAGUGAGUGCAGACUUGGUUUCAGGCUUUGUUUGAGUUCAUAGAUACAUAUGUGUGUUUUUUUUUAAAAGCAGAUGUGUUUCCAUUGAAAGCCAGUAAAACUGGAAGGUAUAAAUCUUACCCUGCGCACUUUGUCAUCGUGCGGUAGCCUGUGUUUUGACUUGUCAAUAAAAUAUCAGAUCUCUGUUUCAUCUGAGAUUUGACUGCAGGGGAUUAAGCAGUGUGUUUUCCAUAUGUGAAAGCUGUCAGUUCACGAUUUCUGAAUAUGUAGGGGUUUGCAUAUUCAGCGUUGUAAAUCCACGUCCUGUACACUGAAAUAAUGUCCGACUCCCUUUCAGAGUCAUUUUGAUGCAAAACAGGGACCAUAUGAAGCAUCAGGUGAUGGUAAUGUACAAUUUGUCAGUGCAGUUCAACUAGGCCCUUACCAGCCGUGGACUCACUCCUGCAGCACAUAGGGGAAGUCUCCAGUCUGCUGUUGCAUUAUGCAUUGACCUCGGCAAAGAAGUUUUGAUGACUCUGUGAUGUGGAGAGUAAUAGGACAACUGGCAUAGGUGCAGAUACCAGGACCAUGUGUGUCUACUGAAAGAGUCGUGUUCACCAGACACCUGGACAGGGAGGAUCGGCUCCUCUCCAUACAGGACCAUGUGUGUCUACUGAAAGAGUCAGGUUCAAUCCAGAUGGGCUAGAGGCCAGGAAGCCUGUAAUCUGCAUUCCUCAUUCUCAAAGCUGUAAAAACCCUUGACUGGAUGGGACCUGUAGCAAUCUGCAGAACCCAGUGUCUUAUUCAACUAUUUGUUUGCUCGCCUAGCGAACCUAUAUCUUCAAAACACGUCUACUGCACCAAUUCAGAAUGCAUGCUUUUUUUCCAGCAUUUCAAUGGAUCUAGAAUAGAAGCGUUCGUUCCUUCUCUCCUCACUCUUUGUCCAGACACUAUAAAAAUGUUAAUGUGCUGAACCUUUCUGGUUCACCAGACAAUAGCAGUCUGUACUUGAAACAGAAAUCGCUUAUUUCUGUUUCCCUUGUUUAUAUUAUUAUUAUUAUUAUUAUUAUUAUUAUUUUAUUUCUUAGCAGACGCCCUUAUCCAGGGCGACUUACAAUUGUUACAAGAUAUCACAUUAUUUUUACUUACAAUUACCCAUUUAUACAGCUGGAUUUUUACUGGAGCAAUCUAGAUAAAGUACCUUGCUCAAGGGUACAGCAGCAGUGUCCCCCACCUGGGACUGAACCCACGACCCUCCGGUCAAUAGACCAGAGCCCUAACCACUGCUCCACACUGCUCCCCUGUACACUGUAUACACUGAUUUACAAAGCAGUGUCCCAACUUGACGCACACACAUUUCUGAGCAGGCCACAUUAAAGAAAAAGACAACAAAUCUGUAUCUGAGGAAAGGACUUUGAACACAGCUCCCAAAGGAACUUGACCUUUUUUAUGUCGAGAACAAAAGACCACCAGCAUUGUUAUUCUGCCCUGACGGUUUCCAGAUGAAAUAAAUACAAGGAUACUCCUAUAAAACAAAGCCAACUGUAAAGUAGACAGGGUUUUUGUUAAGUCUUGUUUGAUUCGUUUUUGUCUUUUUUUGGAUAGUAAAAAGGAUAUCUAUUGAUGUCAAUGUAAAUAGUUCUAGUGCCAGGUAUAAACAGUAUAUACAGAGGCACAGCCCAGAGUAUGUGUUUAUUUUGAAUAUGUGUUUCUUGGUUACGGCUUUGAAAAAAAUAAAUGGCUGGAGUGUAUGGAUA